GGUUUUUGGUGCGCGGUUCUUUUCCCUUUGCCAACUCCCUCCCACACCGUCGAGAUCAUGAGCAGCAACAGCUUGACGAGAAUUGCUAUUGUCAGUUCUGACAAGUGUCGGCCGAAGAAAUGUCGUCAGGAGUGCCGUAAAUCCUGUCCAGUUGUCCGUACAGGAAAGCUGUGUAUCGAGGUUACACCUAAUGACCGUAUCGCCUUUAUCAGUGAAACUCUGUGUAUCGGUUGCGGUAUUUGCGUGAAAAAAUGUCCUUUCAGUGCCAUUAACAUCAUUAAUCUGCCCACCAAUCUCGAUCAGGAGGUUACGCACAGAUACUCGGCCAACUCGUUCAAGUUGCAUCGUCUUCCUACUCCUCGGCCUGGUCAGGUGCUGGGUUUGGUGGGUACCAACGGUAUCGGCAAGUCUACUGCUCUUAAAAUUCUUUCCGGAAAGCUGAAGCCCAAUUUGGGUCGUUAUGACAAUCCCCCUGACUGGGACGAGGUUGUCAAGUUCUUCCGCGGUAGUGAGCUUCAAAACUUCUUCACGAAGGUGCUGGAGGACAACAUCCGCGCCUUGGUGAAGCCUCAGUACGUCGAUCACAUUCCUCGUGCCAUCAAGGUGGCCGACAAGCGCGUCAACACCCUUCUUUCUGGCCGUGCAAACAACAACAAUUUUGAGGAUAUUAUCAAGGAGCUCGAGCUUACCGGUGUGCUGGAUCGCGAUGUUUCACUAUUGUCUGGUGGUGAGCUGCAACGUUUUGCCAUUGCAGCCGUCGCUACCCAAAAAGCUGAUGUUUACAUGUUUGAUGAGCCUUCGUCGUAUCUCGACAUUAAGCAGCGUCUCAAGGCUGGUCGUGUCAUUCGUAGUCUGCUUGGUGCUACUAACUAUGUCAUUGUCGUUGAGCACGAUUUGUCCGUUUUGGAUUACCUUUCCGACUACGUUUGUGUGCUUUAUGGUGUGCCUUCUGUGUACGGUGUUGUCACUCUUCCCUACUCUGUCCGCGAGGGUAUCAACAUUUUCUUGGAUGGUCACAUUCCCACUGAGAACCUGCGUUUCCGUAAUGAGGGUCUUUCUUUCCGCCUCGCCGAUGUUACGGAAGAGGCUACAGUGGAACGUACUGCCAAUUACAACUAUCCCAAUCACGAAAUCACUCAAGGCAACUUCAGCCUUAAGAUUAAGUCUGGUGAGUUUUCUGAUGCAGAGAUUAUUGUGCUGUUGGGUCAAAAUGGUACGGGUAAGACUACAUUCUGUAAGUGGAUGGCCAAGAACUCGGACUUGAAGAUUAGUAUGAAGCCUCAGACAAUCGCACCUAAGUUCCCCGGCUCCGUCCGUAUGCUGUUCUUCAAGAAGAUUCGUGCUGCCUUUUUGAAUCCCAAAUUCCAAAGCGAAGUCUGCAAGCCUUUGAACAUCGACGCCAUUAUUGAUCAAGAAGUCCUCAACCUUUCCGGUGGUGAGCUGCAACGUGUUGCUAUUUGUCUUGCUCUUGGUAUGCCCGCUGAUGUGUACCUUAUUGAUGAACCUUCUGCCUAUCUUGAUUCUGAACAGCGUAUUAUUGCAUCCAAGGUCAUUAAGCGUUUCAUUAUCAACUCUCGCAAGACUGCCUUUAUUGUCGAGCACGAUUUCAUCAUGGCUACAUACCUUGCUGAUCGUGUCGUUCUCUUUGAGGGUGAGCCUUCCAAGCGUGCUCUCUGUAACCCUCCUCAAUCUCUCCUUACGGGUAUGAACUCGUUCUUGAAGAUGUUGGACGUUACUUUCCGUCGUGAUCCCAAUACUCUCCGUCCUCGUAUUAACAAGUACGACAGUCAAAUGGACCAGGAGCAAAAGGCCAGCGGCAACUUCUUCUUUUUGGAGAACUAAAAUAUUUGACAAUUCGUUACGGAUGCUUGUUUAUUUCGGGGUUAUAAAAACUAAUUUACUUCUGGUGUUUAUGGAAUUAAUA
Schizosaccharomyces japonicus yFS275 is the source of this 1924-nucleotide messenger RNA. Its product is annotated as iron-sulfur protein. Gene Ontology annotation, biological process: translation. Gene Ontology annotation, molecular function: nucleotide binding; ATP binding; ATP hydrolysis activity. The record is from RefSeq and is a predicted model, not a curated record. The transcript is spliced from 2 exons. Lineage: Eukaryota; Fungi; Ascomycota; Schizosaccharomycetes; Schizosaccharomycetales; Schizosaccharomycetaceae. The coding region runs from base 58 to 1842 and encodes 594 amino acids. Gene Ontology annotation, cellular component: cytoplasm.